AUGGACCGCCCGGAACGCCGAGCCGAUACGAUUACUCCCAACUGUGUACAAACGUACACACACGAACGGAAGCGCACUUCGUACGGUGCCAUCGGCUCUCUGUCACUCUUGCCAGUCAUGACGCGUGCCUGCGGAUGCGGUCUGCAUGGGGCCUGGUUACUGAGGUUCGUUACUGCGGCAGAUGUGAUCCCGAGACGGCACGCGCGAACUCAUCGCCUCGCAUUGUCCGACUCAGCAGGGCACGUCAUAGUCGUGUCUCGACCAUCGGCCCCCGGUCCUCCGCUUUCUUUGUCAACAACACGAGGCACCCGACCGGCAGAUGUAUGGGCCAUGGAACCACCGGGCCUCGGACAGCUGAUGGAUGACCGGUCGCGUCGCCGCGCUGGAUCAACAGGAAGAAAAAUAGAACACAUCAGACAAGACCCUCGCUAG
Messenger RNA from Soboliphyme baturini, 432 nucleotides. The record is from the annotation of a GenBank genome assembly. NCBI's taxonomy places the organism in Eukaryota, Metazoa, Nematoda, Enoplea, Dioctophymatida, Soboliphymatidae.